This is a messenger RNA of Toxotes jaculatrix (banded archerfish), 1965 nucleotides long. It is a transcript of the gene otop1, whose product is annotated as otopetrin 1. Gene Ontology annotation, cellular component: membrane. The record is from RefSeq and is a predicted model, not a curated record. Gene Ontology annotation, molecular function: proton channel activity. Lineage: Eukaryota; Metazoa; Chordata; Actinopteri; Toxotidae. Bases 1 to 1776 code for a protein of 591 amino acids. Gene Ontology annotation, biological process: proton transmembrane transport; inner ear morphogenesis. The transcript has 6 exons.
AUGGUGGAACACAGCGGCCUGGAUAUUAUGUGUCUGAACAAGUACUGUCACAGUUCCUCCUCGUCGUCCAGCUCCGAGCACGACAAGAAGAUUUUCACCAAAUUAAAACUCAAACUGUCAGCGGACUAUCCGAAGAAGAACGCAGAGUUCCUCAGCGGUCAGUACGGGACCAAUUUGCUGCUGAUCGGGGCUGCGCUGAUGCUGGCCAUUACGCACCAUGACCCCGAUGUCAAGGAAGAGCACCUGCUGUCCUUUGUCACCUGCCUCAUGAUCCUCCAGCUGAUCUGGAUGAUGUGGUACAUUCUGGUACGGGACAGACAGAAGAACUCGCGGACCGAGAAAGACGUCCACGCCACCACAUCCUGGAUAAGAGGUGGCUUGACUCUCCUUGCACUCCUUUCACUGAUUAUGGACGCUUUUCGAAUCGGGUAUUAUGUUGGCUAUCAGUCUUGUGUGUCGGCUGUGCUCGGGGUAUAUCCUGUCAUCCAUGCAACCCACACCAUAGCACAGGUGCAUUUUCUUUGGUUUCACAUCAAGGACGUCAUCAAGAGCUUUGAAACAUUUGAGAGAUUUGGAGUAAUCCACGCAGUCUUUACCAACCUCCUCCUGUGGUGCACCGGUGUGAUGUCAGAGGCCGAGCACUUCUUGAACAACCAUAUGAGAAGACUCUCUGCCCUGGGCUAUGAAAACCUCACCAUAGAACAGUCAGAGCCUCUCUGCAACUGUUCCACCAGCACUUGCUCCAUGUUCACCACCAGCCUCUACUAUCUCUAUCCCUUCAAUAUCGAGUACCACAUCUUUGUCUCUGCCAUGCUCUUUGUAAUGUGGAAGAACAUCGGUCGGACCAUUGACCUUUCCUCGAAUUGGAAAAGGCUGGCUACCAAAACCCAGGGCCUGUCUGUAGGCCCCAUUCUGGGUCUACUUGCCCUGGCCAGCACUAUUGGGAUCCUGGUGGUCUACAUCACCUAUGUUGAGUCCCUUAAAACACGCCAGUCAGCCAUUUCCAUGUUCUACAUUUACGGCAUUGUGAUGCUGGUGUUCAUGUGCUUAGCUGGUGCUUCAGGUCUACUCAUAUACCGAGCAGACCACAUGCCACUGGACACCUCCAAGAACCCGUCACGACAGCUGGACACAGAGCUGCUGUUUGGAUCCUCUAUCGGCUCCUGGCUUAUGUCCUGGUGCAGCAUUGUGGCUGUGCUGAGUGCCAAUAGCAGCCCCCCUUACCUCUGGACAAACUUCAUCUACUCUCUGCUCAUUGUGUUGGAGAAGUACAUGCAGAACCUCUUUAUCAUAGAGUCUCUUUACCGCCAGCAGCAGGAUAGAGAAAGGGAGGACUCAGAAUUACCACCUGCUCCAGAAAUCUUCUCGGUGACUUCCUCUUUAGCCCCUCCAUACAACGGCAUCAUCAACCGAGCCUACGAGACUCCAGACAGGGCCUGCGUCACCAUGGAGAACGAGCAGGAGGAGGGCGGCCCGGUGUACACAUGUCCGAGGAAACCAUCGGAGGUGCCGCUGCCUGUGAGAAACAAAGUAGAGGAGCCUUCAAAUAUUAAGAGGCAAAUCCUGAAGAACAUUGCUGUCUUCCUGAUAAUGUGCAACAUUUCGCUGUGGAUCCUUCCUGCCUUUGGCUGCCGGCCACAGUACGAGAACGGGUUGGAACAGGAGACAUUCGGCUUCAGCAUAUGGACAACAGUUCUCAAUUUUGCCAUUCCUCUGAACCUUUUCUACCGCAUGCACUCAGUUGCCUCCCUCUUUGAGGUGUUUCGCCGGGUCUGACAGAGUAGCAGAUGACUGACAAUGCCAGGUAACAAGCACAAGAACACUUGUCACCUCCGGCUCCCGAGAGUGUCUCAUAGCGCAGGUCAACCGUUCAGGAGGCAGUCUGGGUCAUACUCCAACAGACUUGAAAGCAAGCCAAACAAAACACAGAUCCUUCAAUGUGGGGAUUACAGAGGAAGACGAACC